Messenger RNA from Drosophila elegans, 1393 nucleotides. RefSeq names its product kelch-like protein 6. The record is from RefSeq and is a predicted model, not a curated record. Bases 67 to 1392 code for a protein of 441 amino acids. NCBI's taxonomy places the organism in Eukaryota, Metazoa, Arthropoda, Insecta, Diptera, Drosophilidae. The transcript has 3 exons. Gene Ontology annotation, molecular function: protein binding.
UGUCAUGCACUGUACUUCUCACAUAUUAGAAAAAUUUACCUUCUAUUAAGAACUAAAGCUCUAGGGAUGGAUAAACACCGCCCCUAUUUAACUAAAGGUUCAACCCAAUCAAACCCAGCAUCGUUUUCCAAGAGGCUUCAUGGGGCAUUUGAUGCGUUUGCAAGAGGAGCACCCCGGUUAAUUGAUUAUGAUGAGCAGAAAGCUGGGAACAAGGAUAUUCUUGUACUGGGACACUCUAAGCCGCCUCUGGACGUUUUGAUGGAGCAUGUUCAGUCGAAUAAAUAUGCAGAUGUGGCCGUCACCGUCAAGGGUCAUUCGUUCAUUUGCCACUCCCUUGUGCUGUGUAUUUAUUCAAAGCGGAUGGUAAAAGAAUUGGACAGUAACUGCAUGUUUAUUAACACGCCGCAGCUGACCGCAAAGGGUUUUAGCGAAGCCUAUCAAUGGAUGGUUUCCGAACACGCCGACUUGGACCUCUCUAGCUUCAUCGACGUCUUGAGAGCUGCGUAUUAUCUGAAAAUCCCUGAUUUGAUCGGCAGUUGCUGGCAAAUUCUGAAUAGUGAGCUGUUCGACGAGUUCUCAGCCUUUGGCUUGAUGUACCAAGGACGCAAUGCCUACGAACUAGCAAAAAUUCACGACCUGCUGGCAGGUCGCCUCUCUAAAUCAAUGAUGAGAGUGGCCUCAAGCCGGGAAUUUUUGGGCCUCAGUGAACGGCAGGUAUGCAGCCUACUGCAAUCAAAUAGCCUGGCAGUCAACUCGGAAAUGGAGGUUCUGUACAGCGCAUUGUUGUGGCUCAAUCAUUUAUGGCCAAAGCGCAGUUCAAGCACUCAUAAGGUUUUAAAAAACAUUCGUUUCGGUUAUUUGCCUCCCACAAUGUUAAGCAAGUUUAAGUCCCGGGAACGAAACAAAGUAGGUUCUUUCGGACCAAUUCUGAAUGUGUUUUGUCAACUCCCCGACCUUACACGCCUCAUUCAGGAGGGAGUGUUCUACAGCAGUUUAAUAAUGACCUCCCACAAAGACUCAAAGCACGUUCUAGAAAGCAUAGAAGAUAACCAGUUGAAGCUGAUCAAUCCUCGAAAAUGGGUAUGUGAUAGUACAUGUGUAUACCAUCAUAUCGUAAGCCCGUUGUGCCCAAAUAUGCGUUACAUAUCAUUUCAACAAUUUAAGGAGUAUCUGUAUCAGCUGCAGAUCGCCGGUCGUUAUUUUGACCAAUUCAUGUCAUAUGCAGAAGACAUAAAAGAUGGUAAAGAAGUUUCUGAUUUGCAGGAUAAGCAAAAUGUGAAUGAAAAAAUGCUUCAUUCAAGACUAUCAGAGUUGAGCCUGUCGCAAUACGAACUACUUGUGAAAAACAACUUUAGCCAGUUUAAAAAAAGUAAGAAAAAGGAAAAGGAAUAAA